AUCACGAAAGAGAAUUCGAUGAUAAAAUAGUACAGCAUUCCCAAAACAUUCCCUCUUUCCACGAUUUGAGCUAUAAGGAAGAGAAACGUGACGAAAUACAGAGAGAAAUAAUUCAAGUCCUCCGACAAUGGUGGUGCGUCGGGUUUUAUGAAUUGCAAUUUAUUUAAUCUGCAUACAAUUCGAUGGAAAUGCCUGGAAGGCGAUCUGAUUACGCUCUAUUAAGUCAGAAUCCCGGCGAACCAUUCUAUCCCCGGUCGCCACCGAAGCCUGUGCCUCAACGGCCUCUUUACUCCGGCGAGAAGGCUAAUUUGAUGUUUGAUCGAAUUAAUCAGGCGCAGAGUGGGAGCAGCUUCGGUGAGAGCUCGGUCGAUAUUAGUAUUAAUUUGAGUGAUGGAAUUGGUGAAUUCAGAGGCUGGUCGUCUUCGAAAAGCUGGGCUCAGCAGACGGAGGAGAGCUACCAGCUGCAGUUGGCUUUGGCUAUUCGACUCUCGUCGGAGGCUACAUGUGCUGAUGAUCCUAAUUUUUUGGAUCCCGUGCCUGACCAAGCGGCGUCCGUUGCUUCUUCCUCACCUGCCUCUGCGGAGGCCAUUUCUAAUCGAUAUUGGAGAAAUGGUUGUUUGUCAUAUUUUGACCGAGUACCUGAUGGAUUUUACAUGAUUCAUGGAAUGAAUCCAUAUGUUUGGACUGUGUGCUCUGAUCACCGGGAAAGUGGCCGCAUUCCUUCCCUUGAAUCAUUAAGGACCGUUGAUCCUGCCUUUGUUUCUUCAGUUGAAGUGAUUUCAGUAGAUCGACGAGGUGAUCCCAGCUUGAAAGAACUGCAGAAUCGAACUAAUAACUUGUCUUCUAGUUGCAUCACCACAAAGGAAGUUGUUGAACAGCUAGCAAAGCUAGUUUGUAAUCAUAUGGGGGAUGCAGCGUGUAAUGGGGAAGAUAACUUGGUCACCCCUUGGAAAGAGUGCAGUUAUGAGUUAGAAGAUUGCCUGGGUUCAGUAGUUCUCCCUAUCGGCAGCCUGACGAUUGGCCUUUGCCGACACCGCACACUGCUAUUCAAAGUUUUAGCUGAUGAUAUUGGCUUACCAUGUCGAAUUGCAAGGGGGUGUAAAUAUUGUACCAGAGAAAAUGCUUCGUCGUGCCUUGUUCGCUUUGGGUUUGACAGGGAGUAUCUUGUCGAUUUAAUUGAGAAACCAGGAUGCUUAUAUGAGCCCGAUUCCUUACUGAACGGUCCUUCUACUAUCUCAAUUUCGUCACCUUUAUGCUUUCCACAGUCACAGGUGGAACCUCCAACUAAUUUUAGGCUGCUGGCCAAACAGUUCAUCUCGGAGAUUCAGUCUCUUAAUUCUGAGUUUGAUGGUUCUUUAGCAGCCGGAAUUGUUAAUAAAGGAAGUACUGACAACUCCAUGCAUCCAAACCAAUCAGAGGGGAACCACAUGGAUAGAACCAGCUGCCUGCCCAGUUCAAGCAACCGGGAGAAUAUUUCUAUCACACCACAAUAUGCCACAAAUUCUUGGAUCAAAGUUCACGGUCAAAACCAAUUGCUUUCCAGACCAUCCGACUUUCAGAAAGUUAUGGGCUCCUCAUAUACAUUCGAACACCCGAUCCCUUUGAAGCUUCUUCCUCAUACGGGGCAUGAAACUGCUCAAUUUGUUCCCUUCAUGAAUCCAAGAAUAGAAAGAAGUAAAAAUGCAAGGUUUGGUGAAGGAGGUCAAUUAGUCCCAUGUGAAUCAAGUGAAUAUAUCUUCUAUGUGGAUGAUUUAAACAUUCCAUGGAGUAACCUUGUUUUAAAGGAGAUAAUUGGGGCAGGUUCAUUUGGAACAGUUCAUCGUGCUGAGUGGAAUGGAUGUGAUGUUGCUGUAAAAAUUCUCAUGGAACAAGACUUUCACGCAGAGCGAUUUAAAGAGUUUAUACGAGAGGUGGCAAUUAUGAAACGACUGAGGCAUCCAAAUAUCGUGCUUUUUAUGGGUGCUGUAACAGAACCACCUAACUUGUCUAUAGUUACGGAAUAUCUAUCAAGAGGUAGUCUGUACAGACUUUUGCAUAAACCUGGUGCAGGAGAGGUGCUAGAUGAAAAACGCCGUCUGAGCAUGGCUUAUGAUGUGGCGAAAGGGAUGAACUAUCUUCACAAACACAAUCCUCCAGUUGUUCAUCGAGACCUGAAAUCUCCCAAUCUUUUAGUUGAUAGAAAAUAUACUGUGAAGGUCUGUGAUUUUGGUCUUUCCCGUCUAAAAGCAAACACAUUUCUUUCAUCCAAGUCUGCUGCUGGAACUCCUGAGUGGAUGGCACCUGAAGUUCUCCGUGAUGAACCAUCAAAUGAAAAAUCAGAUGUGUACAGUUUUGGUGUUAUUUUGUGGGAGCUGGCAACAUUGCAGCAACCUUGGGGUAACCUGAAUCCUGCACAGGUUGUGGCAGCCGUUGGUUUUAAAGGAAAAAAAUUGGAAAUUCCUCGAGAUGUGAAUCCUGAGAUAGCAGCCAUUAUCGAGGCCUGCUUGGCCAAGGAAUCCUGGAAAAGGCCCUCCUUUUCCAGUAUCAUGGAAUCAUUGAAACCAUUGAUUAAGAAUUCACCACCAUCUCAGCCAGGUUCCGCUGAAAUGCCUUGGCUCUUGUGAACUUGUGUGAAUCCAGGAAGAGUGGCGCUUUUAUUUUUUCAUUCGGUUUGAUUUCAGACUGGAAGAAAGGUCAUAUUAUGUAAGGCCAGGCCUCCUUGUAAAUAUGAGAAUCCGCAUCAUGUUUUGCAAGUCGUUUAUAUUUUCUUUUUUGGCUGUGCAAUGCCACAUUGGCAAAUGUAUGUAUUUAUAAAUCAAGGAAAUAUGUGUGUGGAUCAAUAGCAGUUUGCACCAUCUUGUUCAAUAAACAUCACCAUUCUCUACGGUGAUGAUGGGUUAGAGUGCGUUGUCUCGGCAACCACUGCAGAACUCAUGGUGUUUCAAAAACACAUACUUCCUCAUCGUUCUAGGGAGGGAAGCAAUGCUUCUGCUACCUCACCUCA
This is a messenger RNA of Salvia splendens (bonfire salvia), 2983 nucleotides long. Its product is annotated as serine/threonine-protein kinase CTR1. Gene Ontology annotation, biological process: protein phosphorylation. Bases 183 to 2603 code for a protein of 806 amino acids. The record is from RefSeq and is a predicted model, not a curated record. NCBI's taxonomy places the organism in Eukaryota, Viridiplantae, Streptophyta, Magnoliopsida, Lamiales, Lamiaceae. The transcript is spliced from 16 exons. Gene Ontology annotation, molecular function: protein serine/threonine kinase activity; ATP binding.